GUCUAGUCCAUCUCAAGUGAUUGACCCACCACCAAAAGCACUCACUCAUUACUCAUUCAUUCAUUCAUUCCAUAUAUCAAAAUCAAGUUAUAACAAUAGCAACACUUACACACAAACCCAACAUCUUAUCUCCUUCAUUAUAUAUACAUAUUUCUUUAUGACUCACAAGAGUUUGUUUCAACUUCAACCCUGAACAAGAAAAAGUGAGACAAAAAAAUGGAUUACUGUGGAGGAAAGAUUGGUGGAAGUGAUCAAAGAGGUGGUGGGCCUUGUGGUGCUUGCAAGUUUUUGAGGAGAAAGUGUGUAAAAGGUUGCAUAUUUGCACCAUAUUUUGAUUCAGACCAAGGAACGGUUCAUUUUGCAGCAGUUCAUAAAGUGUUUGGUGCUAGUAAUGCCUCUAAGUUACUCAUGCGUAUUCCAGCUCAUAAACGUCUUGAUGCUGUUGUUACUCUUUGCUAUGAAGCUCUUGCUAGGGCUAGAGACCCUGUUUAUGGUUGUGUUGCUCACAUCUUUGCACUUCAACAACAGGUUAUGAGCUUGCAGGCAGAGUUAACCUAUGUUCAAGCCACUCUUGCGACAAUGCAGCGCCUCCCAAUCUCACUCGCUCCAUCGCUUCCAAACCCUCAAAGCUCUUCACCAAGUUUUCACUCCUCCUCGGAUCACGUGGGAACAAAUGCAGACAUGCACAGUGCCUCUAACAUGUCCAUGCAUUUUGAUCCUCAUCAGCCACUUUCAUCAUUGGACUUGAGCAGCUUCUUCAAUCAAUCAGAUCAACAACUUGAUGAUGAUGAACUCCAAGCUUUGGCUCGAGAAUUUGUCUCUAGGUACUUGCCUGGAGUAAGAUUUCAGCCAUCUAAUUCUCACUAAGGUUUCUAUAGCUUGUAAUUUUUCUUUCUUUUUAAUGUUGAAGCUUUUGUUUUGGAAUUGUCUAAUGAAAUUAUAACUUCACCUAAUUUCCUGAGCAAGUUACUAAUUGUACCUGAUCGGUUUGUACUAGUUUCAACAUGAAGAAUUAUGUAACCAAACUAGGGACAUUGCGCCCUUUCUUUUGCAGAUAAGUUUUCUAUUUCCUUUUAUUGAUUAAAGACAAACAAA
Molecule: messenger RNA, 1095 nt
Organism: Medicago truncatula (barrel medic)
Lineage: Eukaryota; Viridiplantae; Streptophyta; Magnoliopsida; Fabales; Fabaceae
Product: LOB domain-containing protein 19
Exons: 2
Coding region: 217-867 (216 amino acids)
Biological process (GO): hormone-mediated signaling pathway; positive regulation of DNA-templated transcription
Cellular component (GO): nucleus
Source: RefSeq, a predicted model, not a curated record